AAGGCGCCGUAGGCCGGUAGCCACGCGUCGCGUCAGUGAUCUGGCGCCCGACGGCGUGAUCGGCGCUCCGCCCCCCGGCGCGGCGCGACGCGAGGCUCCGGCGGGGCCGUUUCAUUUGCCCCCACUGAACCUCUAGGCGCCCGCUCCCCUGGCCUCACGCAUUCAGAGAGCCCGGCAAAACCCUCAUCCAGACCACCCCGACCCGACGCCGCCAUUUCCGCCCCCAACCAAUCCUCCUUCGCCGCCGGCUGUCUUUCUCUGCGGCGCGGCGCGGCGCGGCUCCGGACAGGGAUCGCGGCCGCGAGGUGUAUCUCGAGGUUCUGCGGAGGGGUUUUGUGGGGGGUUUAAGUCCGGGCCGGUUCCCUUCGCGCGCCGCCGCGCGGCGAGGGGACGGGGGCAUGGGCACGGGGAGGAAGAGGCAGGAUAAUGAGGAGGCCGCCGACGCCGAGGAGUUCUGUUUCACUUGUAAGGACAGCGGCGACAACCUCCGCGUCUGCGACUUCAAGAACUGCCGCAAGGUUUAUCAUCCACGCUGUGUUGGAAAGGAAGAUGUUUUUCUUACUUCUGGUGAACAAUUUAUUUGCGGUUCGCACAUAUGUGUCGACUGCAGAGAAAGUUCUGAUUAUCAGUGCCUGUGCUGUCCACUUUACUCAGUUUGCCAUGCUUGCCUUGGAAAAGUGGAAUUUGUGCAACUGAGGAAGCAAAACAAAGGAUUCUGCAGCACAUGUCUUGACCGGGUUAUCUUGAUCGAGAAGAAUGCUGCUGCUGAUCCUGAUGUGGUAGAGACAGAUCACGUAGAUGUAGAGACCAGCGAAAUUUUGUUUAAAGACUACUGGGAAUUAAUUAAAGACAGAGAACAUUUGACAUUGGUUGACCUAGAAGAACUUAGUGUUUAUCUUAAUAGAAGGCUUAACUGUAAAGGAGUGAAUUCAGAAAAAAGUCCAGAUGAUGGUCACAAGUCAGAUGAAAAAAUAUUGGCUGACAAUGACACCAAUGAUCAAACAAUUCCUUUUGACUCUAAGUGCAAACAGAAUAAAUUGAACACAUCACAGAAGAACAAGUCAAAUAAGAAAACAUAUGUUGGCUGGGGUUCGGCACAACUAAUCGAAUUCUUGUCAAGUUCUGGCAAGGACACAUCAAAACCUAUUGGUGAACUCGAAAUCCUUGGAGUUGUGAAGAGGUACAUUGAAGAUAAGGAUCUGUACAAGGAUGAUAAGAAACAUUGGUUCUCGUGUGAUGAUAAGUUGCAACCUCUGUUUACAAGGAGAAAAGUGAAGUACAAAAAAAUCCCAAGGUUCUUGGCAGUCCAUCUAGCUUCAAAUGCUGUCUCAGAGGAUGAAAUAUCUUAUGGUUCUGAAGAAGAUGACCCAGUUAUGAAAAAGAAACCUCGGAAUAGUCUGCAGCCAAAGAUUGCUAAGAGGGUUCCGGAACAAAGCAAGAGAUGUUUUGCCUCCCUUGUUCAGAAUAACAUCAAUCUAAUCUAUCUGAGAAGAACUUUAGUUGUUAGUCUUUUGAGUCACAUAGAAACAUUUGAACAGAAAGUUGUUGGCUGUUUUGUUAGAUUAAAGAUCGCCUACCAGAUGCAGUGCUAUAGAAACUCAACAAAGGCAUUCGUGCUUGGACGAGUAACAGGCAUCAAGAAGUCUUCAGAAGUAUACAAGAUAAAUGGCAAACCUACAAAUAUUCUCUUAUGUGUUGCCGGUUUGUGGGAUGAUGUCAAUAUCUCAAUGCUCUCAGAUGAGGACUUUGAAGAGGAUGAAUGCAAUGAUCUUAUUUCUUUAGUUAAGGAAGGACUCCUGGAAAGGCCUACCAUUGCUGAGUUUGAGGAAAAGAUGGAAGCUGUACAUACAGACAUAGUAAAUCAUUGGAUUGAAAGAGAACUUGUGAGACUGGAAAGAAAUAUUGACCGAGCAAAUAUGAAAGGGCCACGUGUGGAAUUGGAGGAGCUACUGCACCAAAAAGAGCUGCUAAGUACACCAGCUGAAAGACAGCGUCGACUUGAAGAGGUUCCAGAAAUUAUUCCAGACACAGAAUAUGAAGAAAAGGAAACUGAACUCGGAGUUGCAGCAAGCAACUCUUCUCGAGAGAAUGGAGGUGCAAGAGAUCAAGUAACUGAUUCAUCAAGCGUUCUGAAUGAAGAAUCAUCCGAAGGUUCUACGGAGCAAAUACCAGAUUCUUUGGACAUUUUUAACAAAGGAUCAUCAGAAGUUACAUCUAAGCAAGGUGAUGCUACUCGUGAAGCUCCUUCUGAAGCUCACGAAACCUGCUUCAGUGGUGUUACUCUUGAUCCUGCACUACAAUCUCAAAUGCACGAUACUCAAGAUGAUAAAGCAACUCAAGCCAUGGAUGUUGACCAAGAGGAAAAUGGCCACUCCUGUCAAGUUGCCAUGACACAAGUUAUAAAUCUAGAAAGUGAUGAAGACGAGGAUCUUCCCAUGGUGCAAGAUAAGCCACAAGGCAAAGCGAUGCAUCCUCCAAGGGCGAUGAAUAGUGGCAAUAUUCAAAUAGCGCGGUUUGAGUCAGCCUCGCCUGCAACCUUACAUGCUCAGGGAGGCAUGAAUGGGGUUGUUCCCCCCGAGCCAGCACCUGCAACCAUGAAUGGGGUUCCUCAGUCGGAGCUGCUCCAGCCAGCACCGGCAACGGUGAGCGGGGUUGUUCCACCAGAGCAGCACGAGCCAGCAUUGGCAACAGUGAAUGGGAUUCUUCAGCCGGAGCUGCGCCAGCCAGCGGCUGCAACGACGAACAGGGCUGUUUCCCCUGAGCAGCAGGAGCCAGCACUUGCACCCAUGAAUGGGAUUCUUCACCUGGAGCAGCGCAGGCCAGAGCCAGUGCAUGCAGCCAAGGACAGGGUGCCACCUCAGGCGCUCUUGUGGCAUUACGUUGAUCCUCAGGGAGACACCCGAGGGCCAUUUCCCCUGUUACUCCUGCGGCAGUGGAAACAGUAUGGCUACUCCAGCGAGGAUUUCCGAGUGUGGAGGACGGGGCAGGUGGCCGAGCAGGCUAUCUUGCUUAAUGAUGCCUUCCAGAUGCAUUUGUAGCCUGCUCGCCCUCCCUGGAGACUUUUUAUCUGGCUUCCUUUUGCAGCCUGGACUCUGGACAUGAAACCUCGGGUGCCUUUUGUUACGCUCUGCUGUAAUUCAGUCGGGCAUAUGUAGAUGUAAAUGUUCGCUCUGGGCUGGACGUGCAGCUUGUAGCGGUCAUUUUAUUUCCUUUUUUUUUUCCCGUUUCAUGGACCAGUCUAGUUGGGUCAGCAUAUAUUUGUGGUUAAAUCGGUCGCAUUUCCAAAAUGAUAAAAGGUUAAACAGCUUAACUGUUUAGUUCU
This is a messenger RNA of Panicum virgatum (switchgrass), 3322 nucleotides long. RefSeq lists its product as uncharacterized. The record is from RefSeq and is a predicted model, not a curated record. Gene Ontology annotation, molecular function: protein binding; DNA binding. Lineage: Eukaryota; Viridiplantae; Streptophyta; Magnoliopsida; Poales; Poaceae.